AUGCCGCGUGCAGUCCGAGGUCUACUCAUAGAAUGCGACCCCUCGAUCAAGGCUAUGAUCUUGAAGUAUGAUGAGGAGCGACACGACUACGUUGUGGAAGACUUGGAAGAUGAGAGUCAUCUGGUUAUCAAGGAGAGCCAACUGCAAAACCUGAAAACUCGCCUGGACCAGGACCUCGAUCAAAAAAUCAUGCAACUUGAUGAAUCUGAAUCGGAGUAA
This is a messenger RNA of Penicillium taxi, 219 nucleotides long. It is a transcript of the gene tfb5, whose product is annotated as TFIIH complex subunit TFB5. Gene Ontology annotation, biological process: nucleotide-excision repair; transcription by RNA polymerase II; nucleotide-excision repair, preincision complex assembly. The record is from RefSeq and is a predicted model, not a curated record. NCBI's taxonomy places the organism in Eukaryota, Fungi, Ascomycota, Eurotiomycetes, Eurotiales, Aspergillaceae. The transcript is spliced from 3 exons. The coding region runs from base 1 to 219 and encodes 72 amino acids. Gene Ontology annotation, cellular component: transcription factor TFIIH core complex; transcription factor TFIIH holo complex.